Messenger RNA from Ylistrum balloti, 1008 nucleotides. RefSeq lists its product as uncharacterized. NCBI's taxonomy places the organism in Eukaryota, Metazoa, Mollusca, Bivalvia, Pectinida, Pectinidae. The record is from RefSeq and is a predicted model, not a curated record. The transcript has a single exon. The coding region runs from base 1 to 1008 and encodes 335 amino acids.
AUGGUUUACGAGACACCCCGAUCGUCCCGUUCGGAAUCCCCCGUAGCCCCUUACCCCGGGUUCGAUUUCGAAGGGAAUCGUGUCUUCCCAUCUCCGAUACCCAGAGUGACAUGGCAGGGAGAGCCAAAUGCAAUGAAAAACCGCGGCACCGUUGGAAAAUGGGUGUUUGAUUACUACGCUGGAAAAUACGACUCGCCUCGGCCGGAACCAAGAUGUCCUACACCGGCAGCUAAAGAGAACCAUGAGCACGGCCGGAACGGGACGGUCGCGCGGCUAUUGAGAGAUUCAAACACAGCACGACCAUCCACUGCUCCUCCAAGGAUCAAAUCCGAGGCGGAACCUAUUGCAAGCCUUAGUCGUGGUAAACGCAUGAAAGUAAUCGUACAAAAAUAUGCUCAGUCGGCACCCAGUCCCAGAGUUCCAAGAGUCAAACCGGAAGCGGAAGAUAAUGCACAGGUUCAUAAAGGGGGGAGAAUGAACAAACUUGUUCAUAGUUAUGGAUGCAUUCCUCCGUCCCCUCGACCUGUUCCUAGAGUAAAAUCAGAGGCUGAAGGUAUUUCAGAUCUUAGCAAGGGAAAGAGAAUGAAAACAAUCGUGCAUGCACAUGGUCAACAACCGGUAAGUUCACGCGAAAAAGCAGUACCACGGGUGAAACCGGAAGGGGAAGACAAUGCAGAAUUGGACCGUGGAAAACGAAUGGAUAGGAUUGUUCACGACUAUGGGCGUAGCCUGCCAGACCGUGACAUACCAAGGGUGAAACAAGAGGGAGAUCCAAACUACAAACUAGAUAUGGGUAAACGUAUGAGUACUUUAUUACAUGACGUAACGAAAUACCCUGCGUCUCCGUGUCAUGUACCACGUGUUCGAUCUAACGAGGCAUCAACCAUCUUACGUAAAAGCCGUGGUCAAAUGGGACAUGUCCUACGACAGGCAGGUCAACGCACGUGCGUUCACAAACCUGGCAUACAAAAACACAUAUACGACAGACCAAAUUCUAAUAUGAUGUAA